Cantharellus anzutake is the source of this 1091-nucleotide messenger RNA. RefSeq lists its product as uncharacterized. NCBI's taxonomy places the organism in Eukaryota, Fungi, Basidiomycota, Agaricomycetes, Cantharellales, Hydnaceae. Bases 130 to 963 code for a protein of 277 amino acids. Gene Ontology annotation, molecular function: ubiquitin binding; ubiquitin-protein transferase activity; zinc ion binding. The transcript has 2 exons. Gene Ontology annotation, biological process: proteasome-mediated ubiquitin-dependent protein catabolic process; protein linear polyubiquitination. The record is from RefSeq and is a predicted model, not a curated record. Gene Ontology annotation, cellular component: ubiquitin ligase complex.
UGGUGAUCUGGCUCGGUCCAAAGGGGCUUACGCCCGAUGCGAUCCUAUUAAACAGCACAUAUUGCUUCAUGCACCAAACCCCUUAACUCAACAGGAAGCGCGUCAGCUUAUCCUUUCCAGAUCGCCACAAUGCGGACUGCCCGACACUCGUUCACAUUGGGUCCAGUCGAAUUUGGGAAACUCAUGAAGCGUGGACUAAUUAUCCUUCGCGAUCGUUAUGGCAACGACCAUGUCAACGUCAACAUCAGUCAGCGCACCCUCACUGUGCGCCUGCAAUUGGAUGCCGACUUCAAGUGGGUCGAGAACUUUGUCCGCGACAUCGGGUCAUCUCUGCCAGAAGUCAGCAGAGGAGGCGCUGAGUGCCCCGUCUGCCUGUGCGAUGUGACUGACCAGGUGACCCUAGCCUGUGGUCAUGAAUAUUGCGGGCAGUGUUUAGACCACAUGCUCCACAGCGUUUCAUCCUUCCCCCUGACCUGCUUGGCUGACCAAUGCAACGCACCUCUGCCUCUCGCCCUCAUCAAGACUCGCCUCGGUUCGUCAGCGAUGGACCAGCUCCUUGACCUCGCCGCAGAAACUUACAUCAAGGAACACCCAGAAGAAUUCAGGUUCUGCCCCACAUCAAAUUGUGCGCAUAUUUACCGGCCGGGACCCGAAGGCACCGUUCUACGAUGCAAAGGGUGCCUUACACAUAUUUGCCCAGCAUGCGCAAUCGAAUCUCACCCAGGAAUUACCUGCGCUGAGCGCCGAGGGCUAAGCGACCCGAACGAACGAGCCUACAGAGCGUGGAAGAAGACGAACGAUGUACGAUCAUGCCCUCGAUGUGGCGUGGAUAUUCAGAAAGCGGGUGGGUGCAAUCAUAUGGCCUGCGUUGCUUGUAAAGCCCACAUCUGUUGGUUCUGUAUGGGCACUUUUACUUCUGGUGAUAUUUACAAUCACAUGAACAACGUCCAUCAUGCUCAAUGAUAACAUGGAUCGACUUGACAUCAGGGCUUGUAUCGUGCAUGUCUCAGCAGAUCUGCAUUGUGCAAGUUGACUCCGUCGAGGCAAGUGGUUUGGCCAUGCUCUGCCUGCAUAGUGUACAUGCCCUGUAG